CGCAGGCGCACUCGCCGCCCGAGCAGCGGCUUUCAAGAUGGCGGGAGUGUGUCAGGCGACGAUGCUUUUGGGGCUUUUUCUCCUCCUGGCGGAGAGUUAUCAGACAUUGGCAGGAGUGGUGACAACCCGUGAUCCAAACCCUGUGGCAGAUGAGUUUACCGCCGUAGAAUUAUCCUGCAUUACCACCUACAAUCCAAGUGGCGAGCUUCGUGUUGAAUGGAAGAAAUUGAAUGCUGGCACCGAUUUAGUUUAUUUUGAAAACCGGCUUAGAGGAGAUUUGGUUGGUCGUGCAGAGGUCCAGGGCUGGUCUAUACACAUAAACAAUGUGACUCGGAAAGAUGCUGCAGUGUAUCGCUGUGAAGUAGUACGUAAAGAAGAGGGAUAUUUGGGUGACGUUUCUGUUAACCUAACAGUACGAGUGAGACCAAUUACACCACAAUGUACUGUACCUAAAUCCGUGCCAGUGGGGAAGACUGCAGUUUUGACAUGUAAUGAAAAUGAAGGCUAUCCACCAUCCAAAUAUAUUUGGUACAGAAAUGGUGACCCAGUUCCAGAUGACCCAAAAUCAAAUUUAAAGUUUCGUAAUUCUUCUUACAAAAUAGACUCCGCUGCAGGAACUCUGCACUUCAGUGUCAUCUCAAAACUGGACAUUGGAGAAUACCAUUGUGUUGCGGAAAAUGUUGUUGGAAAUGCGAAGUGUGAACCUCAGCACAUGGAAGUUUAUGACAUUAAUGUUGCUGCGAUAAUUGGUGGUGUUCUUGUUGUAGUUCUUGUUUUACUAUUUAUAACCAUCGUCAUCAGGCUUGCAUAUAAACGAGGAUACUUCACAAAGAAACAAUCUGAAAAGGGUUACCAGGCCUCUUCAAAAGCAGAUGAUGUUGACUAUGUCAGAUCAAAUCCUGUGGACAAUGAGGGAGAUUUCCGACACAAAUCAUCCUUUGUUAUCUAAAAUGGGAGAAGACCAGAGAACUGAAGACAACAGACACACUUUGUAAAGGAGCUUAAACCAAUAGUGAAUUUAAAUAUUUAUGUAUGGGUCACAAAUCUAUAAAAGGUUAAUAUCCAGAGACUUGCAACAAUAUGACUUUUUGCCAAAGCUGUUGACCACUAUUUGCUGCCACUAAAUUUAAUUUACAUUUUUGAUAUCAAAAGUUGUCUUGGUGCUGGUAACAAGGUUCCCUAAUUAUCUGCUGUUGUAAUAUAAGGCUAAAGCCCCAGUAUCAGAUUCUGAAAAAAAUUAUAUAUACAUGAAAGGCCAAGAAGCAGUAUACUUUAUCAGUUAUAUCACAAUUCAAAUAAUAGACUCAAAUCAUUGUUUUGUUCUGAGAUUGUAUUUUCCUGUAUUUAGUUCAAGGUUUUGAAAAUCAGAAUUGCUUGUGAAUAAUAUCUAAGUUGAUGAGUACUUUUUUUUAGAUAUCUCUCCAGAUCCUGUAUUCAUUUGAAAUCAAAGUUUAUUUAAUGGAAACUUGUGCAGAAAGUGUAAAAGUAUUCAAAAUAUUGUUAAUUCAUUAAACUAGAGCUCUGCAUUAACAAGCAAACUACUAAGAAAUUACUCAAGGUAAAAAUAGAAAUCUAUAAGGCGAUCAUCGGUCAAACUAUUUCAAAGAUUGAGGUUUUCAAUACUCGCUUCUUAGUGUUGAAAUGUUAAGCCAACAAAAUUACUUGAUGGCUUUUUUUAAAACGUAAAGUCAAAAAAAAACUAUUAAAUAAACUUUGAAGAAAGGGUAUUGAAAAAUGCCAACGUUUAAAUCAAUUUUUUUUCAGCAGACCUGCAAAUUCAAAUGAAUGAGUAGAACGGUAAACAAAACCUUUUUACAACUGAGGAACAUGGGAAAGUUUUGCACUUGUAACAUUCCCACUCUGACCCAAAAAAACACAAUUCAGGCCAGUAUUUAUUUUAUCAGGGAUUUUUACUAUUUAACCACUUGAUUAGUAGCAAACGUUUUCAGUUUUGGAGACACAAUCAAAGAGAUGAUCUUUCGCUAUUCUUUGAAUUUAAAAUUUGUCUCACUUACUCUUAACUCAAAGACUUAAAGCUUGUUAGACCCAAAUGACCAAAUUAAAUACAGCUUUGAACUUUUCCAUUCAAACAACUAUAAACGAUCAAUCAAAAGGGCAGUUUGAAUUUUACAAAAUAGGAAGAAGGGUUGCUCCCAAAAAAGAACUUUUUUUUGCAGUCUUAGCUAUAUAAUACAAACUAAGCAUUAAAAAGCAAGUCCUACAUUUAUAUAGCACCUUGACAACCAACAAGUGUCAUCUUUUAUUGUGCAGGAAGUCGAUGGGCAGUUAAGAUUCCAUACAAAAAAGUGAGAAACCAAGUAAUAAUUUUGCAAUAUUAGGGGAUUGAUACAUUUGUCAUGAUUAGGAGACCUUGUUUUUCUAUGAAUACUGUCACAGGAUCUUCAAUGUUUACCUGGAUCGGUAAACAGCCUUGAUUCAACCGAACCUCUUAGUGAGAGUAUGCAGCGUUAUCAAAGUGCCAAUUUAGAUUCUGAGACUUGAACCAGCACCUUUUUGCUUACUCAAGUCUUUAACACAUGCACAGUAUUAAUGAUAAAACAAAAUGGAUCUGGUGGCGUCAGAGUCCACUGAUUUGCAUUUUAUAAUUUAAUAUUUCUAAAUGUUCUUACUUUUACAAAAAUAAUAUCAAUAAACAUGUCAAAACCUUGAUUCCUAACUUGCACACUUUUUGUAAAAUGAUAGUGAUGUGUAUAUUUUAGAUGCAUUUAUACUACAGCUAUACUUGUGUAAAGUUUCUCUCUUUUGGGGGCUAGAGAUCAUUAAGUGAAAUUUUGAAGAAUUCAAAUCUAUUGUGGCAUGCUUAAUUCACUUCACUGAAGCUUGCAAGUACAGAUGUUGAACUUCAUUCCAACUUAAAGGCAGCCCCAAACCAGUUUCAUUUUGUCUAGUCCUCAUAGUAAAUCUAUGAUGGGCUCUGUGCAUGUGUAGAUUAUACCCCAACAGUCCACCCCCAAGAAGUUGCUUCAGUUUGUUCAUUUUUUAAACAAAUCAUGCAGCCCAAUGAUUUUCAUAAAUGUGAAACCAUCCUCAAUUCUCCGUUCAAUUUUGAUGUAUCCAAAAAGGAAACAUGCUAUUCCUUCCAAAGGUUUGUUCAAUUAAUUUAUAGUAUAAAGGGAGCAGAGUAAUCCUGGACACUUUGUAUAUAUCAAUAUUGAUAACUCUGGCUUUAAUCUAUACUAUAGGUUGUAUUAGAAAUGCAUAUCAUACUAGUUAAACACUUCUGUAUGGAAUCUAAUGUAAAAUUUGAAGUGAUUAGAAAUAUAGGAACUGUUUUUGUGGAUUUCAUAAUCGAGAGAAAACGUACUAAUUUUGUCUGACCUGACCUAACAUGAUUUGGUUGUUUCAGAAGACAGGGAUUGCAUUUUAUAGUUCAAUACUGUGUGAUUUUCAGAUAUUGGGGAAAAAAAAAAUCACUGAACAUUAAGUGUUUCCUUAUUUUUUGUUAUUGCACUGGAGUUAGUAUAUUUUGUUAAAAAUGUUGUUUUAUAUUCUGUAAUGCUGAGCUAUGUGUUCUUAUUAACAAGUUGACAAACUUUUGAGGAAUAAAUAUCACUUUUGGAUUGUAA
This is a messenger RNA of Hemiscyllium ocellatum (epaulette shark), 3587 nucleotides long. It is a transcript of the gene jam3b, whose product is annotated as junctional adhesion molecule 3b. The transcript has 10 exons. Gene Ontology annotation, biological process: cell adhesion; angiogenesis. NCBI's taxonomy places the organism in Eukaryota, Metazoa, Chordata, Chondrichthyes, Orectolobiformes, Hemiscylliidae. Bases 38 to 949 code for a protein of 303 amino acids. The record is from RefSeq and is a predicted model, not a curated record. Gene Ontology annotation, molecular function: protein heterodimerization activity; protein homodimerization activity.